Molecule: messenger RNA, 7032 nt
Organism: Penicillium arizonense
Lineage: Eukaryota; Fungi; Ascomycota; Eurotiomycetes; Eurotiales; Aspergillaceae
Exons: 3
Coding region: 1-7032 (2343 amino acids)
Biological process (GO): replication fork processing; double-strand break repair via homologous recombination
Cellular component (GO): Cul8-RING ubiquitin ligase complex; nucleus
Source: RefSeq, a predicted model, not a curated record
AUGCAAAUGGAAUCAUGGCGGCAACGAGGUUAUGUCCCUGACUCGGACUCGGACGAAGAAGAUGGAUUCGAUUCGAUAGAGGCGAAGAAAGCAACUCUCGCCAAUGGCUCUGAUGUUCAUGAUCUCGACUAUAUCUCUAUCCCCAUCCCUGCGUCGAAGCCGAAGUUGAAGGAAGGGACGAACGGUUCAACGGAAGAGCAGCACGAACGGGAUGGUGCUGAGGACGGCUCGAUUACAUUGUUGGAUGUUGAGGAGGAGACUCGCCGGGACUCGCCUGAGAAAGGUCUUGGAAACCAGCAGGCUACGAAGUCUAAGGCCGAGGACGAACGGAGAACUAUAUACACAGAGCCCGAGGGAGGGACUGAACACGAUGGAAAUGAGGAGAUCACGCCAGCCCGUCGACGAGGGCGCAAGACCUACGGUACCCGGUCAUCGGCUACGAAAACGAGGAAUCGUCGCAGCAGCGAGCUGCGCAAGACCCCGGCGACGAAUACAGACAGAAUAUACGAUUUUCCGGAGUCCUCGCAGGAAAAAGACAAGCCUUCAUCGAAACCUGCAAGUCUGGAGUCCACUCCGAAAGCUUUGAAGCCUGGAGGGCUGUCACCACCGCGAGUUAUAACAGAGCCUCGGACGCCCAGGGCUAAUAUUCGGGUUGAGAUUCCGAGAUCUAUUAGCUCCUCGCCAGAUGAGCUGAGCCUGGUUCCUCUGCCUACCCGGAGAAAGACGCCUGUGGUCCAUCGUGUCCAGCCGAGAGAGGUAUCGCCACCUCCAGCAUCGCCGCAAGUGAACUCGGACGAUGACUCCCCGUUGUCUUCUGUGCCGUCCUCGCUUGGCUCGACGCCAGGCCACAAUCCUAUGGAGACAGAGAAGGUGGUAAGUGGAGAAGAGAACGGAGAUGCACAGCCACAGACAGCAAUGCUCUCUGAUCUAAAAGACACGCUAGAUGACCUACUGCCUCAUCUGGAUAUCCCUGAAGACGUCUUGCGGGAAAUGCCUCAAGCAGAACAAAGAACAUUUCGAAAGCGAAAUGCCAUCCAGUUGCAGCCAUACUACUUGGAACAGCUAAAGUAUGCGCAGCAAAUGAAAGCGCGAGGCCUCAAACCAAUUCGUCAAGCUGUUCGCCCGCAGGUACAGCAAACUACAGAUGAGAGCCAAGGGCAAGAUUCAUUCGACCCGAAUAUGCCUCCCUCAAGCCCUCCCCAGGAGGAGUAUCUUCUGCCUGCCAGGCCAGAGAAGCCGCGAAAUUCUGUUAGACAAGAUCGGGAACAUAAUGACUCUGAAACACCUCGAAACUGGGAAGCGCAUAUGGUGAAACGACGGAAGAUCUCACACUCUGGCACACCUCGUGCACGUCGGGAUCGUUUGCACAAGCCGUCUAAACCUCGCGGGAUCAGAGAUACAGCCCCCAAAAACCAGGGUGGCCCUAUCGUUUAUGAUCUUUCAUCCAGCCCGCCACACACAGGCCGCCUAUCUUCUGCAUCAAAAACCCCUCGAGCAUCAGUCGGGUUCCGCUUUCCUCGCGGAUGGACGCCACCACCCGGGGUAACAAAUCCUAGGGCCCAGGAAGAAGAGAAAUCAGAUGAGGACGAGCCACCUGAGCCAGACGCUGACCACGACGAGGAGAUACAAUCUGUCUCUUCUGAUAGCCAGCCGAGUGACCAUGAGCAGAACCAGGCGGAUGCAGAAGAACGUGCCAUUCGACGAGAGCAACGGCGGAUUCGGGGAGUCCUUCCCGCGUCAUGGUUUAGGCUUGAUCAAAAAGCCAACGAAGAUAAAGCAAAGCCCUCACAACAUGAUCGUCAUGUUGGGCACCGCCCAGAGGGGAAAGGUGUUGCACGAAAGUUGAUUCGGAGAGGCGAUCGCUCGAAACCAGCAGCCACACAGCAGCCAACCAGCCUCUUUGAUCUUGGAGACUCUGAUGACGACGAAGGCGACCGCAACGACGACAACAGAACCGCGCCUAUCACCGAUGGCUCCAGCUAUCGUUUAGCUGGUACAGCUCACUCCGAAGACCCCUUUGCGCUGGAUGCAGGUGAUAUAUCGGAAGAUAAUCGUAUUGACUACAUGUUUGCACCAGCCCCACGCAACGCCACUGGAAAUCGACACAAGCGAAAGAGCUUGAAGAGGCCGAAAUCGAAAGAAGGCAUGACUCACGAUGAAAGGCAACGAAAGAGGCCUAAGCAAACUCGGAUGACCGAUGCUUCGUAUGGAGGACGGAGAACAAAGAAAUCGUCCACUGUUUCACGGCCACGCUUAGGCAUAUUGGAUGCACCAGAUGUUGCUACACAGCCUCGCAAAGAGCAACCACAUUUUCUUAGGGUUGCAGCAAGAUGUGCACGCUCCCGCCGAGAUGGAGGCAGACAAAGCCCUACUCAAAAAUUCUUGAAGCUAGCCUCAAGAGCUGACACGGUGGAUGCAAAUGAGACCUUACGAGACUGGAAGACGGGAGCAAUUCGGCAGUCCAGAAUUAGUCCACCACAGCCUAGGGUUCGCAUGCGUCAGCAAGCACCAAAGAAGCCGUCAAUUCUUGGUCCUCGUGCUAUGCCAAACGCUGGCCAGGGAAGAAAUGCUCGAAUAACCAAUCAUUUUCCCACAGAGAAAGAUGAGGUUGUUCCACGGAGCUACCCUGCUGAACUGUCACAAUCACCACCUGAAUCUGGUGCAAUCUCAGUGACAUCGAACCAAACCCCUGAACUAGAGUUUUCUUCUCGACGUCAGCCAGAACAGCGAGGGAACACCUGGGUUAUUCCUAGGAAUACUGCAAUCACUUCCUUGAAAAGGAAUGCCCCUCGGCCUGCUGUAACGAGUUCGGCGGGCCCUGGUGGGAGCAAGAAAUUGACACCGGCUGCUUUCAAUCAGUCACUAUCCCUGAUCAACCGACAUUAUCGCAACCAACGCACGUCCCAAAGUUACAGGCCUAGCCUGACUUUGGACCGUUACCUUACUGACAGUGGAUCGACAAGUGGUGGAGUCAAUCCGUCGCCCAGACCUCCAGCUGCACCUCCAGUUGAACCAACAAAUCAAGCGCCAGCCCAGAAAGCUCUUCCACAUCGACGACGGCUGAAGAAGCAUACUCCAAAUCGUAUCAAUCUCGACACUGAUGAGUUCCGCCAGAUGCAAGACACUGCGGUAAUUGUCUCUGACAAUCAAGAACCUCCUACUAUAACCCACAUCGGAAAUGCACAGCCUUCAUCUUUGAGUGUUGGUGGACUGUUCAACUGGCAUCGUUUCUACCCGGUCGACUUCGGUAUACCAUCCCUACGUGACAACACAUUCUUCCAUGAAUCUACUUUCAUAGGAAGCGGGGAGUUUUCCCGAACAAUGCAGCUCGCAAAGCGAAACUUGGAUGGGGGUGCUAGUUCAUUUUCUAUUCAAGCCAGGGACCAGACCUUUCAAUGGAGCAGCUGGAACGACACUGUCUCCUCUGAAAUGGGCCAUGUCUUUGAUGUGAUAAUCGACAACGUUGAGCGAAGUGCUACCACCUCACCCGAAGUGGGAAUCACCGCUGCUCUGGGGGUGGCAUCACGCAUUUACAGGUUGUUGAUCAAAUACAUCACGGAGAACCUAGUGUUCAUUGAUCCAGUUGAUCGGACCGGCUUCAUCACUAGAGCCAUGGGGCUGGUCUCCGUGGUCAGAGAUCCCCUGGUUGCCUUUCUUUCCAGUGAUGAAUACAACAAAAAAGGCCUAGUCAAGGUUGCUUGCUUUGACGUAGUAUUCUCGAACCUGAUCUAUCAAAUUGCUUCUCACCAGCUUGUCAGCCCUGCGCUUGCCAUUGAAGCGCAAGACCUGGUUAAAGUCUCUGCCAGAGAUGUUGCGGGAUUGAUCACAACUGAUGUUGGUUCCUCUGAGUUUAAGAGGUUCCUCGACGAAAACAACAAGACUGAGCGUCGCGAAUCAGGCAUUCGCGAUGAAUACCCAUCUGUGGAGGCUUACGUUGUGAUCAAACACCUGCUGCGUAGCUCAGAGCAAUACAGGGGCUGUUUUGAAGAACUGCAAUUAGAGACCUUCAACGGUAAUGUCAUUCGCAAUGAAAAGGAUGUUAGUAGCCUGGAGGAUGGAUGGCGUGGCCUGUUCACGGUCUUGCCGUUCAACGAGAUGGAUCAGUUCGGGAUAGGGCGGAAUGGAUACCAACUGACAGUUGUCCAUGAUAACUGGAAAUUGGUCCAAAGACUUCUUUCUCCUGCUCUGGAUCACUCCGAGGCGAACUCUACGACCCAGCCUUUCUCAUACAACGGCUACUGUCGAACCCUCUUCCACCGGUGUCACCGUCUCAUCAAUUCCUGGGGGUGGCGAGAAUGCAAACCUAUCUUGGACACACUUUUUGACUUCUUCGCGAAAAACACUCUAUACAAUCUGAAGUUCGAGGAAGCUCGUGGGUCGCCUUCUUUCCUCGAUGAACUCGAUGGCAAUCCAUCUCUGGACGCCCGAGUUGGAGAACCAUGCUUCCACACAUUCCUCAAGAUUAUAGCGAGUGGUCUACGUUUCCUUGCGAAGAGAUAUGACAAGAAAAAGAUUCGAAACUUUGCCUGGCGCCUACUACCUAAUCAUGGCCGCGUGUACCCAAAAGAGCAACCAUUGCGACACGAGGACCUCGACGCACUAAGAAAUCACCAUGAUCUCCUGAGUACCCUGUACUGGGCUGUUCCUGAUGGGUGUCGUCCCCGACUGGAAACAAUACGCAAUCUGGUUCACCCUGCCACCUCACACCGAGAAGCCUGCAGUAUCAGUUUACGUUCUUGGUCGCGACUUGUUCGAUUCAAACUUUCCACAGAUGAGGAUGUUUCCGGCCUCGAUCCGUUCGGUGACUGGUAUGGCUAUUUCGUAACAGAGCUACAACAACAACAUUCAUACGCUCGCAAAGAGAUCGAGUCUCAAAGUACUGGCGACAAUCGGGUUUCCCAGCAGCUUAUCGAACGCACAAUCUCCCAAAAUCAGCGGCAGAUCGAGACCCUGUUGAGCACAGCGCUUGCUGGGCUGCGUACUGCUGUCGAACUCGCUCCCAAACUGGAGCAUGCGCAUAGGCUGGUUCUGAAGACGCCUUUUGCCUCGAUCCUUGCGCUCUUCAACCCAAAACUUCCACGGGUGAACGUUGUUGUAUCUGAGGCUUUGCAGGUGCUAGUGCUGUACACCCAGAAGGAUCUUCCCGCUGCAUCGGUAGCAGAGGCUCCCGCGGCAGUGGCUAUUGAUGAGGAUAGUCAAGAGUUUGGGGACUGGGCUGCUAUUGAGGCUGUUUGGGAACAGCAAACUUCUCCGAGCGAAGCUGUGGAGCAUGUAGAGAGGGAUUUCCAUCCAAUUGUUUCCCGUCUCGUUUCUGACUGCUUUGGUGAGGACCACUGUCCGGAAGAUGCCAUCCUUCUCAGCGUGGUGGAUUGUUGGACCUCAAUCGCGCAGGUUCUUGUUCGCCAUAGACUUCGGAACUGGGACAACUAUCUAAGUGAAUUCGGUGAUGAUUCCUGGGCACGGCUUCGACAGACGGUUCAAACAAGAAAGUUCGCUCCACAGUUCCUCGCCGCUUGUAUCGAGAAGGAUUCGCAAAUUGUUUCGGAUUGCCGUAUCCAAGUUAUGACCAUGUGGAUGACAUCGCUGGUUGAGCGUUCUUCAAUGCUGAAGUUUCAACAUCGGCUUACAGAGGCCCUUCUGAACGAAAGCCCCAAAGAUCCUUUGCUUGGGAAUCUUCCGUUCUCCAAGGAUAAAAAGGACCGGUACACGAUCACACUGGAGGAGAUCAGUUCCCGGAGACUCUCUCUGCUUUCAAGCCUAUCAUCCAAUAUGCGCGAGCAGCUUCAAAACAUGGAGCUCUCCGGCAGUCGGAACUUCUCAGUGACAAAACAAGAGUAUUCUGAGAUACUCCAGCGAGUGAUGACUUCAAUGAAAGACAACUACCGAGAACUAGGCAAUGGGACAGCACAAGCCGCUCAAGGAGCAUAUGUCAGCUUCGUGCAUAGCGUCAUCGGCUUUCUUCAGCAACACACCAGCGAUAUCAAGCCCAUAGACCCUUUCUUCACAGACCCUGCCUCAUUCCCCUUACCAUCUAAUGACCCACGCUACAUCGUUGCCAAGCUGAAACGUUACGAACCGAAGCUGUCGUCCAGCUCAGAAAUUCAGACUCUGACUGGGUUCAUCCAAAGCAUUUCCGAACGCGCCGUCAUCGAUGGCCAACAGGACUACCUGGUCGAUCAAAUCCACACAUCGAUGAACAACAUCUACGAAGCCGGAAAUCCAGAUAAGCCCACCCUCCGUGCCACUCUCCUGCAGUGUGUCUUUCCAGCGUACCUCGAAGAAGCCCUUGGCAACCGCGCCGCCUGGCUGCUCAGCCGUCCCAUCAUCCAGACCAUCACGCUCGUAUUCGAUGACUUGAUCUGCAACCUGGAUACCCUGGACCCAGCCUGUGUGUCAUCAGUCGUCGAAAUGAUCAAGGUUGUGUUCCAAGUAUCCAGCCAAGCACUGUCCAGCCUCGAAAAUCGUCGCCACCGCCUAGCAAGCCCGGCAACUCUAGCAAUGCUCGCCGUGUUCAUGGACAUGAUCUCGUCUGCUCUCCCAGUAGUAGACUACGUCAACCGGGCGACGGGUUCCGGAGAGGAAAUCUUCCCGCUCAUCGAGUGGUUCCGCGAUUUCACCAAUGUUGUAACGGCACAUCUACACAGUGCGGAUUCAAGUGUAGGGUCACCGCCGAGCGAUGCCUUCAUCGCGUUCCCAGACGCACCAGAUACUUCAGCUAGCAGGAAAUCGGACCUUUUCCGCACGGCUCACUCCCUCACAUCUACGGACCUCCAGGCCUAUCUCAAGAAAUGGUCUUGGCAUCAGGGCAAGUAUUAUUUCACUCGUCCGGGACAUGAGUCACAAGAAAUCGAGAUCGAUACUGGGGUUGUUGCGUUGAUGAACAAUCAGUCUGAAGCGUUGAAGGCGUUUGAAGAUGCGGCGAGUGGAUUUUUGCAUCGAGCUGAGCAUGUUAGCUCAGGGGAAGAGCGCCGGGCUCAUAACCCGGAGGUACGUUUCACCGACUCCAUCAAUUACCGCAUUCAGCGAUCCUAA